UGAACUGCACAAAUCCAGUCCAGAGCUGCGAGAAUUCAGGCAUGUGGACGCUGUGCAGCCGGCUUGCACAGUCAGAGCCGAGAUGGACAGAACCUUGGAAUCUCUAAGGCACAUCAUUGCCCAAGCCUUGCCGCACAGAGACCCAGCUUUGGUCUUCAAAGACUUGAAUGUUGUGUCAAUGUUACAGGAAUUUUGGGAAAGUAAGCAGCAGCAGAGAGCCACAUUCUCCAGUGAAGGCCUGGUGGUUUAUGAGUCAAUGCCCUCCUCUGGGCCUCCCUUUGUGAGUUAUGUGACUCUUCCUGGAGGGAGCUGCUUUGGCAACUUUCAGUGCUGCUUAAGUAGAGCUGAGGCCAGGCGGGAUGCAGCUAAAGUGGCGCUCAUCAACUCUCUCUUCAACGAGCUGCCCUCCCGAAGGAUCACCAAGGAAUUCAUCAUGGAGAGUGUUCAGGAAGCAGUGGCCUCCACCAGUGGCACUUUAGAUGAUGCAGAUGACCCCAGCACGAGUGUCGGAGCCUAUCACUACAUGUUGGAGUCAAACAUGGGGAAGACCAUGCUGGAGUUUCAGGAACUGAUGACCAUUUUCCAACUAUUGCACUGGAAUGGAAGCCUGAAAGCCCUCCGUGAAACAAAGUGCUCUCGACAGGAAGUCAUCUCCUAUUAUUCCCAAUAUUCUUUAGAUGAAAAGAUGCGCAGCCACAUGGCCCUGGACUGGAUCAUGAAGGAGCGUGAGUCCCCAGGAAUUCUCUCUCAAGAGCUACGUGCAGCCCUGGGGCAGCUGGAGGAAGCCAGGAAGUCAGGACAAGAACUACGGUUUUACAAAGAAAAAAAGGAAAUCCUGAGUUUGGCUCUGAUUCAGAUUUAUAGUGAUCCUGACCCUUCCUCACCCAGUGAUGACCAGCUGAGCCUCACGGCUCUGUGUGGCUAUCAUUAGCAAGCCCAGGUCUCAGGUUUCCUGAGGUCUUUUACAUCAGGAAUCUCACUGACAGAGGUUGUCAGAGAUUUUAGCAUAAUAGUCACUACCUGAAGGGUACACUACUCCCUACCCAUUCUGUCCACGGAAUGGAAAAGUAGUACUGGUCCAGACCCCAACUUCCUUCUUCAUAUAUGUUUUCAACUAUGCCGUUAGUGGUUCUACUUCAGAAUGAAUGACAACAGAACUGAUUGGAAAGUAUUAUUCAGGGUUGAAUCCAAUCUAAAGUCUAGUUGACAUGUGCCUUAUUUCACACAAGGGGCCAGUACAAAAGCCUCCAAGAAAACAGCAGCAGUACUAGGGAAGGUAGCAUGCUAACAACUUGUUGUUGUUGUUUCUUUAUUAAAUAAUACCAAUCAAAAUUCCCACUUCCUCCCCUCCUUCCACUUCCCUCCAGCUCCUCCACAUACCCUUUUACCCACCCCCGUCCAGUCCUAAGAGAGGGCAAGGCAACCUGCCCUGUGGAAAGUUCUAGGUCCUCCCCCCUAUAUCCAGGCUUAGGAAGGCAUGCAUCCAAAGAGAAUAGGAUCUCAAAAAGCCAGUACAUGCAGUAGAGACAAAUCCCAGUGCCAUUAUCAUUGGCCCCUCAGUCUGCCCCAAUUGUCAACCACAUUCAGAGCGUUCAGUUUGAUCCCAUGCUCAUUCAUUCCCAGUCCAGUUGGCUUUGGUGAGCUCCUAUUAAAUCAGGCACACUGUCUCAGUGGGUGAACCAACCUCUCAUGGGCCUGAUUUCCUUGCUCAUCUUCUCCCUCCUUCUGCUUUUCAACUGGACCUUGGGAGCUCAGUCCAGUGCUCCGAUGUAGGUCUCUGUCUCUAUCUGCAUCUAUCGCUAGACGAAGGUUCUAGGGUGAUAUUCAGACAGUCAUCAGUCUGACAACAGGAUAAGGCCAGUUCAGGCACUCUCUCCUCCACUGCCCAGGGUCCUAGCUGGGGACAUCCCCAUGGAAUCCUGGGAACCCCUCUAGAGUCAAGCCUCUUGCCAACCCCAAAAUGGCUCCCUCAAUUAAGAUAUUUCCUUCCCUGCUCCCAUAUCCGUCCUUCCUCCAUCUCAACCAUCCCACCCCCCAAAGCUCUCCCCAACACUCCCCUUCUCCCCUCUCCCUCCCCCUCUCCCCUUCCCUCUAAACCUUCCCCCCACCCUGCCUCCAUGCUCUCAACGUUUGCCUGGCAAUCUUGUCUGCUUCUAAUUUCCAAGUGGAUCUAUAUAUGUUUUACUUUGGGUUCACCUUAUUACUUAACUUCUCUGGGAUCAAUGUCCUUUGUUUAUGACUAAUGAGUGAGUACAUACCAUAUUCAUAUUUUUGGGUCUGGAUUAUUUCACUUAAGAUGCAGUUUUCUACUUCCAUCCAUUUGCAUGCAAAAUUCAGGGUGUCAUUGUUUUUUUUACCACUGAAUAGUACUCUAAUGUGUAGAUGUACCACACUUUCUUUAUUUAUUCUUCCAUUGAGGGGCAUCUAGGUUGUUUCCAGGUUCUGGCUAUUACAAAUAGUGCUGCUAUGAACAUUGUUGAACAAAUGCUUUUGUGGUAUGGGCAUCUCUUGGGUAUAUUCCCAAGAGUGGUAUUGCUGGAUCCUGAGGUAAUUUGACUCCUAAUUUUCUGAAAAACCACCACACUGAUUUUCAAAGUGGUUGCACAAGUUUGCAUUCCCACCAGCAAUGGAUGAGUGUUUCCGUUACUCCACAUCCUCUCCAACAUAAGUUAUCAUUGGUGUUUUUGAUUUUAGCCAUUCUGACAGGUGUAAGAUGGUAUCUCAAAGUUGUUUUGAUUUGCAUUUCCCUGAUAGCUAAGGAAGUUGAACAUGUCCUUAAGUAUCUUUUGUCCAUUUGAAAUUCUUCUGUUGAGAAUUCUCUGUUCAGUUAAGUACCCCAUUUUUUAAUUGGGUUAUUUAGAAUUUUAAUGUCUAGUUCUUCCGUUCUUUAUAUAUUUUGGAGAUCAGAUCUUUGUCUGAUGUGGGGUUGGUGAAGAUCUUCUCCCAUUCAGUAGGUUGCCUUUUUGUCCUAAUGACAGUGUCCUUUGCUUUACAGAAGCUUCUCAGUUUUAGGAGGUCCCAUUUAUUCAAUGUUGCCCUUACUGUCUUUGCUACUGGGGUUAUACACAGAAAGUGGUCUCCUGUGCAUAUGCAUUGAAGGCUACUUCCCACUUUUUUUUCUAUCAAGUUCAGUGUGGUCGGAUUUAUACUGAGGUCUUUAAUUCAUUUGGACUUGAGUUUUGUGCAUGGUGAUAGAUAUGGAUCUAUUUUCAUUCUUCUACAUGUUGACAUCCAGUUAUGCCAGCACCAUUUGUUGAAGUGGCUUUUUUUUCUUCCAUUGUAUAAUUUUAGCUUCCUUGUCAAAAAUCAGAUGUUCAUAGGUAUGUGGAUUAAUAUCCAGGUCUUCAAUUUGAUUCCAUUGGUCAACGUCUCCAUUUUUAUGCCAAUACCAAACUGUUUUCGUUACUGUAGCACUGUAAUAGAGUUUGAUGUCAGGGAUAGUAAUGCCUCCAGAAGUUUCUUUAUUGUAUAGAAUUGUUUUGACUAUCCUGGGUGUUUUGUUUUUCCAUAUAAAGUUGAUUAUUGUUCUCUCAAGGUCUGUGAACAAUUUUGUUGGGAUUUUGAUGGGGAUUGUACUGAAUUUAUAGAUUGCCUUUGGUAGGAUUGUCAUUUUUACUACAUUGAUCCUAUCAAUCCAGGAGCAUGAGAGAUCUUUCCAUUUUCUGGUGUCCUCUUCAAUUUCUUCAAAGACUUAAAGUUCUUGUCAAAUAGAUCUUUUACUGCUUUGGUUAGUGUUACCCCAAAAUACUUUAUGCUAUUUGUGGCUAUCGUAAAAGGUGAAGUUUCUCUGAUUUCCCUCUCUGCUUCUCUGUCCUUUGUGUAUAGGAGGGCUACUGAUUUUUUUGAGUUGAUCUUGUAACUUGACACAUCACUGAAGGUAUUUAUAAGCUGUAGAAGGUCUUUGGUAGAGUUUUUGGGGGUCACUUAUGUACCCUAUCAUAUAAUCUGCAAAUAAUGAAAGUUUGACUUCUUCCUUUCCAAUUUGAAUCCUUAUCUCCUUUUGUCGUCUUGAUCCCCUUAUGUUGUCUUAUUGCUAUUGCUAGAACUUCAAGCACUAUGUUGAAGAGAUAUGGAGACAAUGGACAGCCUUGUCUUGUUCCUGAUUUUAGUGGAAUAGCUUUGAGUGUCUCUCCAUUUAGUUUGAUGUUAGCUGUCAGCUGUAUGUUGCUUUUAUUAUAUUUAGAUAUGAUCCUUGUAUCCCUAUCUCUCCAAAACCUUUAUUAUAAAGGGGUGUUGAAUUUUGUCAAAUGCUUUUUCGGCAUCUAAAUGAAGUGAUCAUACGGUUUUUACUUUCAGUUUAUUUAUAUGAUAGAUUACAUUGAUAGAUUUUCGUAUGUUGAACCAGCCCUGCAUCUCUGGGAUGAAGUCUAUUUGAUCAUAAUGGAUGAUUUUUUUGAUGUGUUCUUGGAUUCGGUGUGCCAGUAUUUUAUUGAGAAUUUUUACAUCAAUGUUCAUGAGUGAUAUUGCUCUGUAAUUCUCUUUCUUGGUUGAGUCUCUGUGCAGUUUUGGUGUCAGGGUAACUGUAGUUUUAUAAGAAGAGUUUGGCAAUGACCCUUCUGUUUCUAUUAUGUGGAAGACAUUGAGGAGUAUAGGUAUUAGCUCUUCUUGGAUGUUCUGGUAGAAUUCUGCACUAAAACCAUCUGGCCCCAGGCUUUUUUAGUUGGGAGGUUUUUGAUGACAGCUUCUAUUUCCUUGUGACUUAUAGGUCUAUUUAAAUUGCUCACCUGGUCCUGAUUUAAUUUUGAUAUGUGGUAUCUAUCUAAAAAAUUGUCCAUUUCUUUUACAUUUCCUAAUUUUGUGGAGUACAGGUUUUUGAAGUAAGACCUAAUGAUUCUCUGAAUUUUCUCAGUGUCUGUUGUUAUGUUCCCUUUUCAUUUCUGAUUUCGUUCAUUUGAGUGUUCUCUCUCUGCCUUUUGAUUAGUUUGGAUACGGGUUUGUCAAUCUUGUUGAUUUUCUUAAAGAACCAGCUCUUUGUUUCAUUGAUUCUUUGAAUUGCUUUCUGUAUUUCUAUUUUGUUGAUUUCAGCCCCUUCUUUGAUUAUUUCCAAUCUUCUACUCCUCCUGGAUGAGUCUACUUCUUUUUUUUUCUAGAGCUUUCAGGUGUGUUGUUAAGUUUCUAAUGUGAGCUUUCUCCAUUUUCUUUAUGUGGGCACUUAAUGCUAUGAACUUUCCACUUAGCAUUGCUUUCACAGUGUCCCAUAGAUUUGGGUAUGCUGUGUCUUCAUUCUUGUUGAAUUCAAGGAAGACUUUAAUUUUUUCUUUAUUUCUUCCUUGACUCAGGGGUGGUUCAGUAAUUGACUGUUUAGUUUCCAUGAGUUUGUAUGCUUUCUAGGGGUAGUACUGUUGUUAAAUUCUAACUUUACUCCAUGGUGAUCCGAUAAGACACAGGUAAUUACUCCAAUUUUUUUGUAUCUGUGGAUGUAUCUGUUACCGAGUACGUGAUCAAUUUUUGAGAAGGUUCCAUGAGGUACUGAGAAGAAGGUAUAUUUUUUCCGGUUUGGGUGGAAUGUUCUAUAGAUGUCUGUUAAGUCCAUUUGAUUCAUUACAAUGAAUUACAAUGAAUUUCUCUGUUAAGUUUCUGUCUGGUUGACCUGUCCAUUGUGGAUAGAGGAGUGUUGAAAUCUCAGUGUGUGGGGUUUGAUGUGUGAUUUGAAUUCUAGUAAUGUAUCUUUUACAUAUGUGGGUGCUUUUAUAUUAGGGGCAUAUAUAUUAAGGAUUGAGACUUCAUUUUGAUGAUUUGUUCCUGUUAUGAGUAUAAAGUUUCUUUUUCCAUCUCUUCUGAUUGAUUUUAGUUUGAAAUUAAUUUGUUGGAUAUUAGGAUAGCCACACCUGCUUGUUUCUUAGGUCCAUUUGAUUGGAAAACCUUUUCCCAACCCUUUACUCUGAGGUAAUGUCUAUCUUUGAGGUUGAGGUAUGUUUCUUGUAAACAGAAAAUGUUGGAUCCUGUUUUCAUAUCCAUUCUCUUAACCUGUGCCUUUUUUAUAGGUGAAUUGAGUCCAUUGAUAUUAAGUGAUAUUAACGACCAGUGGUUGUUAACUCCAGUUAUUUUUUUUAUGGUAGUGUUUGUGUGUUUCCUUUCUUUGAGUUGUGUUGGUGGAGGGUUGUCAGAUGCCUAUGUUAUUAUGGUGUUGUUGGCUUCCUUGAGCUUAUGUUUUCCUUCUCGUACUUUCUGUAAGGCUGGGUUUGUGGCUAUAUAUUGUUUAAAUCUGUUUUUGUCCUGGAAUAUCUUGUUUUCUCCAUCGAUGGUGAAAGAAAGCUUUGCUGGGUAUAGUAGUCUGGGCUUGCAUCCAUGGUCUCUUAGCAUCUGCAGUACAUCUAUCCAAGACCUUCUGACUUUCGUGGUUUCAACUGAGAAGUCAGGUGUAAUUCUGAUAGGUUUACCUUUAUAUGUUAGUUGACCUUUUUCCUUUGCAGCUCUUAAAAUUCUUUCUUUUUCUGUAUGUUUUGUGUUUCAAUUAUUAUAUGGUAAGAGGAUUUUUUGAUCCAGUCUAUUUUGUGUUCUGUAUGCUUCUUGUACCUUCAUAGGAAUAUCCUUCUUUUAGGUUGGGAAAGUUUUCUUCUAUAUUUUUGUUGACUAUAUUUUCUGGGCCUUUGAGCUGGAGUUCUUCUCCUUCUUCUACCCCUAUUAUUCUUAGGUUUGUUUUUUCAUGGUGUCCCAGAGUUUCUGAAUGCUUUGUGGAAUUUGUGGGAUUUGAUGUUUUCUUUGUUCAAUGAGUCUAUUUCUUCUAUGGUAUCUUUAGCCCCUGAGAUUCUUUCUUCUAUCUCUUGUAUUCUGUUAGUUAUACUUGUCUCUGUAGUUCCUGUUCAUUUACCCAGAUUUUCCAUAUCAGUCAUCCCUCGGUUUGUGUUUUCUUUACUACCUCCAUUUCGGUCUUCAAGUCUUGAACUGUUUCCUUUACCUGUUUGAAUGCUUUUUCUUAGUUUUCUUGGGUAUCUUUGAGGGAUUUAUUACUUUCUUCUAACUUUUUGUUUGUCUUCUCUUUCAUUUUUUUAGGAAAGUUUUUCACUUCCUGUUUAAAGGUCUCCAUCAUUUUCAUGAGGUUACAUUGAAAGUCAUUUUCUUCUAUUUUUUGGGGGAUUAGGAUGUUCAAGUCUUCCUGUUACAUGUUCACUGGAUUCUGGUGUUAACAUGUUGCUUUUCAGGAUGUUGGAGGAAUUCUUGCAUUGGCACCUUUCUUCCUUCAAAUGAGGCCAGCAGAGUCUUGGCAUCUUGGUCCCAUCUUUGCUGUGGUUGACUAUUUGGGAGUUUUUCUUUGUCUACCCUCUCUUUGGCCCCCUCAGCACUGGAGCAGGCUGUGUUUGAGGAUUCCAAAGAACUCACGGGCAAAAGGCAGGCUUGGGGGCAAGGUGGGUUUGGGGAAAUCCCAAAAGCAGGGACACUCCCAGCUGGCUGGCCAGAAAACCUAGGGAGUUGUGGAGGGGCCUCUAGGUUCUGGCCCACUGGUAAGGUCCUGUAGAGUGGGACAUCUGGCUGUCCAGGCUUGUGGGUACUGACUCACCUCUCAGAUCCCCUAAGCACUGUGUUGCAGGAUUCCAAGGACCACGCAGAUGAAAAGGUGGGCUUGGAGGCAGGGUAGGAUGGGGUAAAGAAAGCCCAGCAGCAGGAACACACCCUGCUGGAUGGCCAGAAAAGCUUAGGGAAUUUGGGGGUGCUUGUAAUCUGUCCCCCUGGGAAGGUCCCAGGGAGUGGUGCUUCUGGCUGUCUGGCCAUGUGGCUACUGACUUACCUCUCUGGUCCCCUCCACAUGGGAGCAGGGUCUCUUGCAGGGUUUCAAGGAAACUGUUGUUGUUGUUAAAGACAGGAUUUCUCUGUGUAUCCCUGUCUGUCUUGGAUCUCAUUCUGUAGACUAGGUUGGCCUUAAACUCAGAGAUCUGCCUGCCUCUUCCUCCAGAGUGUAUUAAAGACAUGUGCCACCACCAUCUAGCUGAUAGCAACCUUUAAAAUACAUAAAAUUAAUUAGUACAGAUUAUUUGAAAAAAAAUGUACAACAGUCAGCAUAUGCUUGAGCACUCCUGAAAAUUACUAUAUUCUCAUCAUGUAUUGUGAAAUUAGUUUUAAUAACAAAUUUAUUACAUGUCAUGUUUCUCAGACAAGAAGAAAUUAAGCUACAUAACUGCCCUAGUCAAAUAUCCUAAGAAGAUAAUGGUAUGUAAUGUUAGAUAGCUUUCAUCUUAAAAUGUUAUUUUAACAACAAUCAUAUUGCUGUCCUUAAUGAGGCUAAAUAUCAUCUAGAAGAGAAGGAAUCAGGAUUGUUUUGUUUGCUGAAUAAAUUUUUAAGCGAAAGAAAAUUUCUAUUUAAUUUUUUUUCACAAAAUCUUUAGCAUUUCAAAUCCAUCCCAUUUCCACAUAUUGGCAGUGAUAUUUAUAUGUGGUACAUCUUUACUCUAUUUACAACCUUUGGUAAUGUUCACCUCAAAAGGAUGAUAUCUGAUUAGAUAUAAGAACAGGGCUUAGAUGGGUCAAAAUCAAACUCACCUAAUAUUUUAUGAUUAUGACACUGCACAAAUUCUGUGAACUGAAAAUGAUGGAAAGUGCUCUUUCUCUUGGAAUAGUACCAGAAGCUUCAGCAAAAGUAACAAAGAUCAAAGCCAUAGCUGGCCCCAUCUAAUAGCAAGUCAACUUCAGUCAAGACAUUGUGCUGACAAAUCAUCACACACACAUCUGUAACACUGGUACAGAGAAACACAGGUGAGGGAAAAAAAUCCUGCCUGUCUUGUUCUCAAUACUGCACUGUGGAAAGAGAUUAAAGUAAAGGAGUUUGUAGGAAUGUGGAGCCCUGAAGCUGGUUGUUUUAUGAACUCCUUGAAAAUCAGACAAAAACUCACAGACUAGCUCAUAGCAAAAUAUAAGAAUAUCAAAAAAUAUAUGGAUCCCACUAAAAUUCAUGGAUUGUUCCAGAGCAUCCCUGACCCUUAGUUUGAAACUCACAAUUUUAAAAGCAUACAUAGUUUUAAAUUUCACCUCAGAGACCCAGUGUAUCUUAGGUCUAGCCCAUAGACCCUACUUCUAAGAUGAUUACUGUUAUUCUUAAACAAAAAAACUGUAUUGUUUGGGCAAAGAUAGUUUAAUUUUUGCAAAAUCAAAAUAUACCUUGUUGUUAUGAAAAAACAAACUGAGAUGAAGAAGUUACUAAAUGUAGGCACCUGUAUCAGAAUAUUACAGAUUUAAUAAAACCAC
Molecule: messenger RNA, 9177 nt
Organism: Chionomys nivalis (European snow vole)
Lineage: Eukaryota; Metazoa; Chordata; Mammalia; Rodentia; Cricetidae
Gene: Lix1
Product: limb and CNS expressed 1
Exons: 6
Coding region: 83-931 (282 amino acids)
Biological process (GO): autophagosome maturation
Cellular component (GO): cytoplasm
Source: RefSeq, a predicted model, not a curated record